GCCUCCCAGCUGCCGCGCGGGGGCUGCUGGGUAAUCCUGGUCGACUGAAGGGAGGAGAGAGGGAGAGAAGACGGAGAGAGAGGGAGGCCAAAAAGAGGCGGUUGCGGACGGAAGGAGAAGCGAGGAAGGACGACCCCUGCGCCGUCCUUUUGCUCCAGCCGCCGCGGGGUUUGGGCAUGGAGGAGGGAGGCAGCCGGGGGCGGCGAGGGAGGCAGCAGCAGCAGCGGUGGCCUCUUUCUUCCUCCUGCGUCUCCUUUUCGCGGUGAUCUUUCCCUGCCUCCUUCCCGGCCUUCCUGGCUGUGGCGGCAACCGGGAAAUGGUCGGGGUGUAGCAGCAGCGCCCGCGGAGAGGUGAUCUGGCUGGACUUUCUGAAUUUGGAAUAUUUGGAUAUCCAUUUGAGGAGAACAGCAGAAUGACAUGGGUUUGGACUGAACUGCUUGAAUUGGUGUCAGGUUCACAGCUUGAGUACUAUAAUUUGAUUGGACUUCAUUUUCAGGGAACCUAGAAACAGCAAAGCUGACAGCAUGCUACGGCGGAUGGACACGAAGGAGGCUCUGUUGGGGACAGAAAGAAAGAAAAAUGAGCAACAUGAACCGUGAAGACCGGAAUGCGCUGCGUAUCAAAGAAAGAGAGAGGCGUAAUCAGGAAAUUCAGCAGGGUGAAGAAGCAUUUCCACCUAACUCUCCUCUCUUUGCUGAACCAUAUAAAGUUACCAGCAAAGAAGAUAAGUUGUCUAGCCGUAUCCAAAGCAUGCUCGGAAACUAUGAUGAAAUGACGGAUUUUAUAGGUGACCGGUCCCUCCAGAAACGUUGCGGAAUGCCCAAGCCAACAGUACCAUCAACAACAGACGAAAAAUCAAACCAAAGUUUCUUUGGUGAUCAGAGACAUAGUAGUGGUUCUCAUCAGAGCAGCAAAUGGACACCUGUAGGUCCAGCACCUAGCACUUCUUCUCAGUCACAGAAGCGGUCCUCGGGUCUACAAAGUGGACAUAGUAGCCAGCGUAGCAGUGGCAAUAGCAGUAGCAAUAGUGGUCAGAGGCAUGAUCGUGACUCAUAUGCCAGUAGUGGGAGCAGCAGUAGUCACAAAAAAUCCCAGCAUGGAUCAGAACACUCAAAGUCCCGUUCUUCCAGCCCCGGAAAACCGACUGCUGUUUCUUCUCUGAAUCCCAGCCAUUCCAGAUCUCAUGGAAGUGAUCAUCACAGCAAGGAACAUCAGCGUUCGAAAUCUCCGCGAGAUCCUGAUGCCAACUGGGACUCACCUUCUCGUGUGCAUUCAUUUUCUAGUGGUAACCAGUCUUUUCCUCCUUCACUCAUGUCAAAGUCUAACACAAUGUUGCAGAAGCCUACUGCUUAUGUAAGGCCUAUGGAUGGUCAGGAGUCCAUGGAACCAAAGCUAUCUUCUGAACACUACAGUAGCCAGACUCACAGCAACAAUAUGAAUGAGCUGAAGCCCAGUAGCAAAGCACAUCUAACAAAGCUGAAAAUUCCUUCUCAGCCACUUGAUGCAUCAGCAUCUGGUGACAUGAGCAGUGUGGAUGAAAUUCUAAAAGAAAUGACCCAUAUUUGGCCACCUCCACUGACUGCUAUUCAUACACCUUGCAAAACAGAACCUUCAAAGUUUCCAUUCCCAACAAAGGAAACACAGCAGUCUAAUUUUGGCACUGGAGAACAAAAAAGAUACAAUCCUUCAUCAAAAACUUCUAAUAGUCACCAAUCUAAAUCGUGCGAGUCGAACCAGACAGAUGUUCUGAUAAAUGACUUGAAGCUCAGCAGCAGUGAAGACAGUGAUGGUGAACAGGACUCUGAUAAGACAGUUCCAAGAAGUACACCUGGAAGUGCUUCCGAACCAUCCCAGCAUACAAGUGAAGGGGCAGACAACUCUAGGGAUGACUCCAGCAGUCAUAGUGGAUCUGAGAGCAGUUCUGGUUCUGACUCAGAAAGUGAAAGUAGUUCUAGUGACAGUGAAGCCAAUGAACCAUCACAGAGUGCAUCUCCUGAGCCUGAACCACCUCCAACAAACAAGUGGCAGCUUGACAACUGGCUGAAUAAAGUGAAUCCACACAAAGUGUCACCGGCUUCCUCUGUGGACAGUAACAUCCCAUCAACACAAGGCUACAAAAAAGAGGGUAGAGACUCAAGUGCUGGGGGUGGGUAUGCCGAUCAAAGUGGAUCUAAAGAUUCUAUUUCCUCCACUCCUGGGAGAGAUUCAAAAACCAGCCAGAAGGGUUCAGAGAGCAAUCGUGGCAGGCAAAAGUCACCUGCUCAGAGUGAUAGCAUGUCCCAGAGGAGGACUGUAGGUAAAAAGCAACCCAAAAAGACAGAGAAACUAUCUGUGGAAGAGCCCAGAGGGGGAUUGAAAAUAGAAAGCGAAACCCCGCUGGACAUGGCAACAAGUAUACCCUCUAAUAGGCACAAGGCUGCCACAAAAGGCUCCAGAAAACCGAAUAUAAAGAAGGAGACCAAAUCUUCGCCUCGUCCUACAACAGAGAAAAAGAAAUGCAAAGUUGCAAGUAAAUCCACCCAAAAAUCUAAAGAAUUCAUAGAGACAGAUACCUCAUCCUCUGAUUCUGAUGAGAAUGAGAGCCUUCCACCAUCAUCACAAACCCCCAAAUAUUCUGAGAGCAAUAGGACUCCUGUUAAACCCUCCAUGGAGGAGGAUGACAGUUUUUUACGACAAAGAAUGUUCUCUCCUAUGGAAGAGAAGGAACUCCUGUCACCACUCAGUGAUCCUGAUGAAAGGUAUCCCCUCAUUGUGAAGAUUGACUUGAGCCUGUUAACCAGAAUACCAGGGAAGCCUUACAAAGACACAGAUCCUUCAAAGGUUGACAGGAAAAAUGUGUCUGAGAAGCAUCCAAGGGAGCCCCAGAAAACAUCUUCUGCUGACAAAAGCUCCAACAAGGGCAAGAGAAAACAUAAAUUAUGUCAGAAUGCAGAAGAAAGCCGAGGCACUGAAAGCAAGAAAACAAAACUAGAAGAAAAGCCUUCUUCAGUACACAAAACUUCCAGUAAUAGAGAGUCAUCAAAGCAAAGUGCUGUUAAAGAGAAGGAACAUCUCCCAUCUCCAGCCACCACACCAGUAAUCCAAAAAGAUUUAAAGCAAGAGCAUGGGUCUCGUAAGAGAACAAUCAGUCAGUCUUCUUCUUUGAAAUCAAGCAGUAACAGUAAUAAGGAGAGCAACAGCAGUAAAGGUAGCUCAUCUAAACAAAAGAAGACUGAAGGGAAGGCCCCGAGUAAUACCAAGGAAGCAAAGGAAAAGGCUUUAAAUAAUUCUUCAAACUGCCCUUCUGCCUCAGCCACAACUGCGGAUAGUUCAAAGUCUCGGAGAGCAAAGCUAGUGUUUGAUGACAGAACAUAUUCAGCAGAUCACUACUUACAAGAGGCAAAGAAGUUGAAGCAUAAUGCUGAUGCAUUGUCUGAUAGGUUUGAGAAAGCUGUGUACUACCUUGAUGCUGUGGUGUCAUUCAUUGAGUGUGGGAAUGCAUUGGAGAAAAAUGCUCAGGAAUCAAAGUCCCCAUUCCCUAUGUAUUCUGAAACUGUGGAGUUGAUCAAGUACACUAUGAAACUGAAGAAUUACUCUGCACCAGAUGCAACUGCUGCAGAUAAAAGGCUAGCAGUACUUUGUCUUAGAUGCCAGUCCCUGUUAUACUUAAGACUUUUCAAGUUGAAGAAGGAGAGUGCAUUAAAAUAUUCCAAGACACUAACUGAACAUUUGAAGAAUUCCUAUAAUAAUUCUCAAGCCCCAUCACCUGGUAUGGGAAGCAAACCUGUCAGCAUGCCAUCUCCAGUCUCUCCGAAGUUAUCUCCAGGAAAUUCAGGAAAUUACUCUUCAGGGUCAACCAACCCUUCAGGUAGCACUUCUUCAGUGACUAUUCCACAGAGGAUACACCAGAUGGCAGCCAGUUAUGUCCAGGUUACUUCCAAUUUCCUAUAUGCCACUGAAAUUUGGGACCAAGCUGAUCAGCUUGCAAGAGAGCAAAAGGAGUUCUUCACUGAACUGGAUAAAGUUAUGGGCCCUCUGAUCUUUAAUGCAAGUGUCAUGACAGACCUAGUACGUUACACCAGACAAGGACUUCAUUGGUUACGCUUGGAUGCCAAGUGAUAGAUGGACUGGAGACAUUGUAAAACAUGGAAGACAACUUUUCUUGCUGCCUCUGAUUUUUUUCAACACUGUGUCAUAAAAAAGGAAGUCUGCCAUAAUUUGUUGCUUAGUGAAAGCUUAAAAUUAAGGAAGGCUUUUGUGUGUCUCCCAGCAUCAUGUGUGUGAGAACCUCUAAACCAUCAUGUUCAUGAACUUUUUUCAGUUGCCCCAUUUUUAAGAUAUUUAAGAAUAGUUUAAACUCCGCAAUGUUUUAAUGUAAGAUGGAUUCAUGAAGCUGCAAUUGGAUUGGAAUUCUAGUAAUUAUGCCUAACAAAUCUGUUUUAAAAUUUAUUUAUUUUGUUUUUGAAAGCUCUGUUUUUGGGCUGUUUUAAGAUUUAGCUGUUUUUCCUAUAAAUUUUACCCAAUCAAGUACUUAGUGAAGAUUAAAUGUAGACACUUUAUUUAAAUAUUUUGUGAACUCUGUUAUUCUGUAAUGUCUUGUGGUGGUAGAGCUUGUAAGAGAAUGUCAGGGUUGAUAGAUUCUAAGGUGUAGGAACACAUUUUCAUGAAUAUCUGUGUCAACCCCUAAAUGACAGCCACAGUUUUACUUUUGUAUUCCACAUGAUACAUUAGUAGUUUUAUUUAAGUGAAAUGUUUUUCUUUAAACUACAUGGAAAAUUAGCUUCAAAACACAUGUCUUAACACUAACAAUCUCAGAACAUUAUUGAAAGUUGCAUUUAAUGCAGUAGCAAAAAGGUGUGGGUCACAAGGAGCUCCUGCCUCUACGUAUGGUCUAGGAAUAGUGUCAAAUGGACAAUCUUGUGCUUUGGUGCAGUGUCUUAUUUUGUUGCUUGUCAUUGGUGGACACUGAAACUUCAAUUCCUAUGUGAAACUUGAUGUGCUUAAUCAGAAAAUGUGCAUGGGGAAUAACAUCUGUGUUUCCUUUCUGAAAGGAUUAUGUGGUGGUCCACGUGGGGUAGAGAAUAGACCUGUGACUUACAGGAACAGUUUUAAACUACUCUGUCCAGUUGAUUUGAAAUCUUGAUUUCUUUUUGCCAUUUUAUGGUAUCUUCAUUUCUAUUAACUUUUUGAUGGGAACAGAAUUUUUCAUUUUAAAGGAAAAUUACUGUGAUCUGUAAGAAUAAUGCAUAGAAUUUUACGUGACUGCUUUAAGAUUACUAGCCAAAAGUACUUUUCCAUAGAAGGUGCUUGUCUGACUAUAAGAAUAUUGCUUAGCAUCCCUAUCAUGUCUGGUGUGCCUUAUGCUUUUGUAGAUGAAGAUUUUGAAUACUGUUUACAAGAGGUUUUACACAUAGGAAUUGGUAUACUAUAUCCGAUUGGUCUCCUGCAGUACUUUGGUAAAAUUCCACUUCCUUUUCCUAAUACUAGAGGCUGUCAUUUGUUGACAAUACCAUGGGUUGUGUCUUAGAGUCAAACUCUGAACCCUUCGUUGUGGGAUCAUGGAAUGCUGCUUUCCCUGCCCUUGUCCCUGAAUCCUUGGCCCCUGUUGUGAAUGUGCAUGCUCAAGAAAAUGAUUGCACUAAAUUGUUGUCUAGCUGUAUAGCUAUGUGCCAAAAUGAUGGCAAGCUUUGAAAUAAGGAAUAGAAUUCUACAUUCAUGAGUACUGCAGUGUGUCCUUGGGACCUUGAAAGUUAAGAGGCUACAUCAAUUACAACAACUUCACUAAGCGAUAACUGGGAUAUUAUAGAGCCUUGUACUCUGAUGUCUCUUUCUUUUAGGGGUGCAUGAGUGCACCCUAAUAUUUGAAUCUGUUCCUUUGAAAUCACUGCCCCUGGGUUCUGUAUUCUCAAUCAAGAAUAUUGUUUCCCUGUUGCACUCCACCCACAAGAAGUUUUAAAAGAAUGGAGAAAUAAUGACUAAUAUCCAACAUACUUUGGUAUCAAGUGUCAUCUCCAUCUGCAAACUUCUGUGGUGUCAAAAGCCUGUUCUUUAGGGUUUCCAGACCCUUUGAGGCAGAUUUUAGUAUUCAUGGUGAGUUGUAGGAAGGCAGAAGCUGUAGGAUCCAUAGAACUAUUCUUUUGGAUCAUGGUCAGAUGUAUGUAGUCAAAUCCAUACUGUCUCUGUUCAUACAAAAAUAAUUACACUAUAACAAAAGUGAGAAAAGUAUGCAUCUCAAGAAGGUUUAAUAUGCACAAACUAAGAUUGAGUAAAAAAUGGGUAUGUCUGUCUGUAUUAAAUUACUACAUAGUCAUGGUUUUGGCAAUAUUGCCAUUAGUGCUAGUGUGAGAAUCUGUUAUGUGGAACCCCCUUUAAGUUGUUUUCUUGAACAGUUUAUUGUGAAUGAAUUCUACACAGAGAUUAGGAGAUUCUACUUAUUGUUUUUAGUGGUGGUGGGAAGGCUUCUAUGGUUCCUUUAACAUGAACUGCUUGUUUUGAGGCUUCCAUCACGAGAAGCAUUUUGAAAGCAGGUUCAUUCAUAUUGGUAUGGAGAACUUGUGGCCCUUGGAAUGAUGAUGAAAUCUAGUUCCUGUUAGGACCAGCUAGAUUGGGCAGCAUUCAGUGGUGACGGAAUUGAGAUCACUAGGAAUCAUAGUAUCAUAGAGUUGGAAGAGACCACAAGGGACAUCCAGUCCAACCCCCUGCCAUGCAGGAAUUCUCAAUCAAAGCAUCCCUGACAGAUGGCCACCCAGCCUCUGCUUAAAGACCUCCAAAGAAGGAGACUCCACCACACUCCAAGGGAGUGUGUUCCACUGUUGAACAGCCCGGCCAUUGGUCCCCUUUCCUAUUUCUCAGUCCCAACAGGAACAGCAAAGAUUCUAGCUAAGGUGCAGGAAACAAUUUCCCCACCUCUAAUAUCCAGAAGUGCCUGGGUAUGCUUACUACACUGAAGCCUCUAUACCAGGGGUAGGAAUGAUGCAGCUGCCCUCUAGACGUUGAGAUUGCUUGUCCCAGCUGUCUUGGGCAGCAUAGUCAGUGUUGAGGAAGACUCGAAGUUGCAGUCCAACAAUAUUAGGAAAGCAGCGUGAUUCCCACCUCUAUUUUGCAGUGUCAGGAGCUGAGUUACUUGCUUAUUUGUUGUGUAGUGCCACAGUGAUAAAUUGGGUGGUCUGGGUUGCUUUUAUAUCUAGCUGCCAAUGGGAAAACUUCUCUUUUUCUGAAAUAACUUUGUUUUAAAAACUAGAGUACGCUAUGUCAGGUUGUGUUUCCAUAUGAAUCCUGGGGAUUUGUAUCUUCAAUAAUCUACCAAGGCCUCUUUUAAAUGCGGAACUGAGCUAGCAGGCAUUGUACUAGAUGCCUCCCAGAGGUAUUAUCUACAUCUAAAUAAUAAAUAAGUGUGUUUCUUCUUCCUUAAUAUGAACUUUCAGCUUUAAAUUGGACUUGUCAAAUAUCAAAAGGCCAUAUAACUGAAUCUCUGAAGUACAUGAGUAAUUUGCCAAAGUUAAUUUCUCAGCACAAACAUGGAAUAAACUACUACCUUUCUUAAAAGCAAAAGCAAGUUACGAGCAUAAAUCUACCCUUAACAAUUACUUUUUCGAAACGUAAGUUAAUUGCAACAAAUGUGUCCAGUUUCUUCCACUAGGACUGAAAUAUGUCCACCUUCGUCUAGAUAGACCCCUUUGUGUGUAUAUUUUGAACAUCACUCAAAUUUUUGUGAUGUCUUAAAGGCUCUGAAAUGUAAGGGGCUCACGAUUGUGUAUUAACACAUAUCAGUGUUGUAGCAUUAUCCCGUUAUGAGCCUUUAAUACUGGCUUAAUAAUCACACUAGGCUUGCUCAGGUGUUAAAGUAAUUCUGAAUUUUCUCUCAGACUUACAGAGUUGUAAGAGCACUUCAUAAAUGGUGAUGCAAGAUCCACUGGUGGAACCCGGUGUUUCACCAGGCUGCUGGCAGUGGAUGUGUGCGACAAUGUAGCACAAGACAUUACAACAGUUUUGAUUUAGGGGCUAGCAUUGGGGCAGAAUCCAGCCGGCAGAUCCCAAACUAAAGCAAAAUUCUUAUGGCGGAUCCUAUUAAUAAAAUAGGAACCAUUGACCUUGUAAACACUUGACUACUUCAUAUUUUUAUGUUAAAUGAACAUCCAGGUACCAGACCAAGAUGACCCAGCGUGUUCAGUUCAAUACAGUUUAAAUGUUUUGGCUGUAAAGCAGAGCAAGUAAGUGGCUCUUGAUCUUUAGACAGCAGUAUGCAAUUUGUAAUAUACAUGUUUCUAAUACAUAUAUCUACAUAUAUAGAUGAAUGAACUCAAGUCUGUCCAAAGUUUGUUAUACUUGUGUUAGAUUAUAGUGCAGCUGACUAUAUCAACAUAUUUAUUGAGUGCAGAACCAUCCUCAUUUUAGUGAUGGUGGUAAAUUUUGCAUAUUAUGCAGGAGUGCUAUUGGUUUCUUUUAGACUAUUGAAGCUUGAUUGCUGUGAUUUUUAUACAAAACAGCCCUAUAGUGUGUUUAUAAGCAGCCACAGCAGGUAUGAAGUCUGUGGAUAUAAGUGCUUGCCAAAGGCAAGUAAAACACAGCUGUAGGCAGGUAAUUGUAUAGUUUGCCAAUAUGGCAUAUAAUGGGAAAGACUACCUUUGCUAUAUGUAGUAAUAUUUCCUUGCACUGUAAACUUUGCAGUAUUUUUAUGAAAGUGGUUUAGACGGACCUGAGCAAAUCAAGACUAAACACAUUUUAAGCAACAUUCAAACCAUAUGAUAAGAGUCCUGAAUGUCAAAUAUUUCAUAAAUAUUUGGGUCAAGGGCAGAAUGACUUUUAAAUUGUGAGUGGGAACCAGUAUUGUGGGAGAGUUGGGUUUUCAAUAAACUGAUGUUGGAUGUCUUUCAACAGUGUAGCCAAAGCAUCUUCUUGUUAAAACAAUUUCUGUCUUUUCUCUAGAGACAGAAAAGACAGCUUAACUGUGCAAAGUGUAAUCUGCAACACUAUUUUGGAUGAUCUUUCUGACACUUUAUUACCUUUCAAAAUAGCUGUAAUGGGUUAAUGAAAACAUAUUCAUUGGAGUGAGAAAUCCAAGAAAACCCAAGCAUUUGUACAAAUGCCUUACACAUCCCUUGCUGGUUCAUCUAGGUUUUCUUUAAAACCAAUUGAAAACAUUUUGAACUGCUGCUUCUGCUCAGAUAAUUGUCAAAACAGAUCUAAUAUUGGCAUUGCUUCUUGAUUACAUAUGUAAUUUGAAAAAGCAUUGGUUUCUGAUAACAGAAUGGACUCAAAUGUUUCCUUUCUCCUAAUUUAUCAAUCACAUCAGUAUUGGAGAAAGCAUUCCAAAAUGGUUGCAUUAAGAUCACUGAGAAUGUGGCUUCAUGGGCCAGGUGUAGCCUCCGCAAGCACAGAUGCUGACAUUUGUAUCUGUUUUCCCUUUUAAAUGGUUUUAAGAAGUUUUGUAUAUGGAGGAUAAAGUGCUUAUAUAUUUAUUAAAGAUCCUUUUAUCUUAUUUGAAAUUGUUCGGUAAAGAAGGUUUUUCUUUUCCUUUUAGGGACAAACUGGUGGGGAGGAAUGGGGUGGGGAAAGGUUAGUUUUAACCUUUAACUUAUCAGUUUUUUUUAAAAAAAAUCUUAAGCAUGCAGCUUGGUACUGAUCAUGACUGGCAGGAUGGCUCUCUGUUGUAUGCUUUGUACAUGAUCUGUUCAUGUCUUACACAUUUUGUUACUUAUCAUUGUAUUUAGUCACCUGUUUUCAACCAAAACUAAACUUUUAAAACAAAACUGUGAUUCUCCCCCCCCCCUUUUCUUUGCAAUACAUUUGAAAUUUCGAAAGGGUACUUUGGGGCUCCAAAUUAGGAUUUCUAAGUCAGUAUGUGCAUUUCACGUAUGUUAAUGGUGAGCAAAGUAUUAUAUACUAACUAGAUUUUUUUCCACAUCUGUAUAGUAUAUUCUAUGUAUUUUGUGGUAUUGAGAUUAUAGAAAGUUUAGUGUCUGAAAUAUGCGUUUAAUGUGUAUUUUUAAACAAAUUUAUGGCAAUUAAAUAUUUGGAGAAAAGGGUAUCACAUUUCAAUUUGUAAAGAUCUUUUUAACUACUGUGUCAUUUAAAUGCUUUGUACAAUGCAAAACUGUAACUGGAGAAACUAAGUUUAAUAAAUAUCAAAUAGAUUUUCUGUAUUAAACUUUA
Sceloporus undulatus (fence lizard) is the source of this 10131-nucleotide messenger RNA. It is a transcript of the gene AFF4, whose product is annotated as AF4/FMR2 family member 4. Gene Ontology annotation, cellular component: nucleus; super elongation complex. The transcript is spliced from 24 exons. The record is from RefSeq and is a predicted model, not a curated record. Lineage: Eukaryota; Metazoa; Chordata; Lepidosauria; Squamata; Phrynosomatidae. Gene Ontology annotation, biological process: regulation of gene expression. Bases 580 to 4098 code for a protein of 1172 amino acids.